UUUUUUUAAUCACGUGGUCAACCGGAUAAGGGAAUCAACGUGGUGUGGCUAAACGUGGUUGAGUUUAUUUUAUGUUUUUGUUUUUUUUUAUUCAGAAGCCUCGCCAAAUUCAGUAAUAGCUCAUCAACAUGACUGAAAUUCAAGAAAAAGCGAGUCGUAAAGCGACAAAAGCGCUACUCUCAUUGAAUCCCGAGAAAGAGUGCGAGUUCCAAAAGAAGGUACAGGAGGUGAAGAAGUCCAACAAGGGGAACCGUUUGACACCUGGGGUGAUUUAUGUUGGCCAUUUGCCUCUUGGGCUCCUUGAGGAACAGCUCAAACCUUACUUCGAACAGUUUGGCACAGUCUCACGACUACGUCUAUCCAGGAGUAAAAAGACAGGAGGAAGCAAAGGCUAUGCAUUUGUGGAGUUUGAGUGUGAUGAAGUAGCCAAGAUUGUAGCAGAGACCAUGAACAAUUACCUGAUGGGAGAAAGGCUCAUUAAAUGUCAUGUAAUUCCACCAGGAAAGUUGCACGAGAAGCUGUUUGUUGGCUCAGAAAGGACAUUUAAAAGUCCUUCCAAGCCAGCUGUAGUCCGGUAUAACAAGGAACGUUCCAAUAACGAAGUCGCUAAGAUGACCGACAAGCUUCUGCGCAAGGAGAGGAAUAUUCGCAAGAGGCUUGCAGCACACGGCAUUGACUAUGACUUCCCGGGAUUUGCUAACCAUAUAACUCAGAAGAAGUCUGAGUCCUUGAAUGAAACUACAUGCAGUGAUGACAUCACACCAAUGUGCACCCCUUCAUUCCUGGAAAGGAGGAAGUCCAUGGUCAGUGAUGAUGAUGAGAUUGUCAUCAAGAUGCCGUCUGUGGAGAAAGUCGAUAAGUGCUCCUCCUCAUCGGAGGAGGAGGACGAUUCUGAGAGUGAGGAACCCUGCAAAACUGAUCAGAAUGCAUAGCCAGGCUUGUUUUUUUUUUUGUGGACUUUUUUUCUUUUGUUUUCGGUGCAAAGAUCUUUACUUUAGCUGGUGAAGAGUUGUAAGUUUAGUUAUAAAACAAAGACCAUCAUAACUGUCCUCAAGUAUGUUUGCAAAAAAGUGAGUUUGUCUGCGUAAUGUUGCAAUGAUGGUACAUUUCAGAGAGUAAUUUUUUGAUUGAAUGUCAUCAGUGAAUACUUGAUACAUUUGAACAAUAUAAAACAUUUUCAUUUUUUUCAAUUUA
This is a messenger RNA of Syngnathoides biaculeatus (alligator pipefish), 1194 nucleotides long. It is a transcript of the gene nifk, whose product is annotated as nucleolar protein interacting with the FHA domain of MKI67. Lineage: Eukaryota; Metazoa; Chordata; Actinopteri; Syngnathiformes; Syngnathidae. The coding region runs from base 129 to 932 and encodes 267 amino acids. The record is from RefSeq and is a predicted model, not a curated record. Gene Ontology annotation, molecular function: RNA binding. Gene Ontology annotation, cellular component: nucleolus. Gene Ontology annotation, biological process: maturation of LSU-rRNA from tricistronic rRNA transcript (SSU-rRNA, 5.8S rRNA, LSU-rRNA). The transcript is spliced from 6 exons.